AUGUCCAGAAGAUCUCUUCAAAAGGUGGAUAAAUGCAUUCAAGUUGAUAUGGACUUGAAUGAGGAGAAACCCGGUGCAGACCUAAACCUUUCUACAAUAACUGGCCUUUCCAAUAAGCCGCAGGAACCUCCAGGGAAUGCGUCACCUUCCCAGCAAGGUGUUUCCUCAUCCUCUCAAGGACAGUCUGCCAUGCCAGCUCUGCUACCACUGCUCCCACCCCCUCCACCCCUACCCCCUGGGAGUGAGGUGCCUCCUCCACCUCUUCCCAUGCCUGGCACAAAUGCCCCAUCGGUUCCACCUCCCUGGCCAUGCAGUAAUCCAGAAUGUAAUCAUCUUACUUGUGGUUAUGGGGAGAAGCUCCACCCUAAGAAGACACCAACUCUGAAGAUGAAGGUUUUUCACUGGCAGAAGCUUCCCUCUGAUGUGGUGAGACAAAGCUGCUCUAUGUGGGCUGUGAUGGAAGGCAGCAGCAAAGAGCUCAUAGAGCCGGACUACAAAAGCUUGGAGCUACUUUUCUGUGUCCCACCUAAGAAGAAAACUGGGCCAAAAAUAAAGAAAUCAAAAGAGAUCACAUUUAUAGGUCCAAGGAAAAGUCUCCUUCUGAAUAUAUUUCUGAAGCAGUUUAAGUGCUCUAAUGAAGAGAUUGUUGCCCUGAUUCAGAAAGGAGAUAGCUCCAAGUUGGAUGUUGAGUCACUGAAGCAGCUACUUAAACUGCUGCCUGAAAACCCUGAGAUAAACAGCCUGAAAUCUUGCAAAGAAGAAAAAUCAGAACUAGCAAAUGCCGAUCAGUUUUAUCUCCACCUCUUGGAAGUUCCUAGCUACCAGUUGCGGAUUGAAUGUAUGCUGAUUUGUGAGGAAACAAAAAUUCUUCUGGAGUGUCUGUGGCCAAAAGCACAAGCCGUCAGAACAGCCUGCGAAACACUUCUUACCAGUCAUCGACUGCCAGUUUUCUGCCAAUUGAUUCUUAAAGUGGGAAACUUUCUGAAUUAUGGACAUCACACUGGAGAUGCUGGAGGUUUUAAAAUUAAUGCCUUGCUCAGACUAACAGAAACAAAAGCAAACCAAAGUCAUAUUACUCUGCUUCACCAUAUUUUGGAGGAGGCUGAAAAAAACCAUACAGAUCUGCUGCAGCUUCCCAGAGAUCUUGACUUUGUUUCCAAGGCAGUGGGAAUCUCCUUCGACGCCAUGCGGGCUGAGGCAGGUGCCAAUUUGAAGAAACUGUUGGAAAUAGAGAAGCGUUUAUUUUUGUCUACAGAUGAUUUAAAAAUACAGUAUGCAAAAUCUGUUCAAGGCAGUCUCGAUGCUUCAAAGGACCUGCAGAAGGAGUUUGCCAUCAUUGAAAAGAAGAAGGAAGAACUUGCUGAUUAUCUUUGUGAAGAUCGAAAAAAAAUGUCUUUGGAAGACAUAUUUGGCACAAUGAAAACCUUCAGAGAGCUCUUCCUCAAGGCUUUACAGGAAAAUCAAGAGAGGAAGGCGCAAACCGGAAAGUCUGAGAAAAGGAAGAAACAGCUUAAAGGAGAAGAUGCAAAGAGGCUGAAAGGAGAGUAUGGAAAUUAAUUCUGGUUUUAUUAGCCAGUCUUUUGUCAGUUAGGAGGAAAAUAUCUCUUUAGCUGUGGAUGAUCUAAUACAAUGAGAGUGAGUUUUCCAUGGAUUAUGUUGUUGUUGACCAGAUAGUAUAGUAAGACAUCAAUGUGCAAGCACAUCUGAAUGCUUGGAAGAAAUCAUGCCGGGGAUGUUAGUAAAAAUAUCACUUCCAAUGAGUAAGUUACUACCACUUUGCUUAGAGGUGGGUCAUAUCCUGCUAUUGCUCUGAAUGGCUGCUGGAAGACUUUUAGGGAUGUAGAAAUUUGCAUGUACUUGAACUUCGACCUGUACUGUAUCAUUGUGGUAGGCAAGUUGUGUCAGAUUUUACUGUUACCAUAACAUUUCCUUUUUUUCUGAUUAGAGGUCUGAUUCCUUAAAGGGUUAUGUGUGUGCUUAAAAAAGCAUCUGUGCUUUUAUAUCUAACUGAUAUAAAUGCAGAAAAGCAUUUGCUGUGCUGGGUCUACGUGGGUAUGAGGCAUUUCUAGUGCUAAGAUUGCCAUGUGUAUAUUUUAAAAUAUUAUUUUGGCAAAUACUUGACAUCCACUUUACUUUAAGGUUUCUGCCAAUAACAUUUGGUUAUGAUUCUUGGUUCUUCAGAGAAACACUGCAAAAAUGGCAUUAUUAAUUGCUGUAAAUAUUACAUCAGGUGCUCACCCUUUGGAAGACUCUGGUUUUUCUUGUGUCUGGUGUUUACACAAAUGGCCUUAUCUUAGUUCCUCUUCCACAGUUACUCAUCUCUAGAAAUACAUUUUUUAAAUACAUAAAAUUAAUUGAAAGCUGUCCAAAACAAAGUUUUCAAUAUUGUUGAGCAAGCUGUACUGCAAAUACAUUUUAUCUACUUUGCAAUUGUAAUGUGCUUAAUGUAAAGCUGCAGGUUAAAACAAUAAAUGCUUCUGCUGUAAAUACAGAAAAGUAACUUAGUAUUUGGUAAAAUAAAAUUAUAAAGUGACAUUCAGCUUUAGGAUUAAAGGUGUGCUUCAACCCUGUGAGGAGAAGGAGUGCCAGACCAAAAGAACCUUCUGCGCUUCCAAACCACAGAUUAGGUAUAACUGUUGUAAUUUUUGGUCCUUUGCAAGAAGAUGGAUUUAAUUAUUGGGAUAUAAACUUAAACAUAAGAGAGCAUUUAGACUCUGAAUUGGUUUUCAGUACUUAUUUAAGAAAACUGUGAGUAGCACUGUUGACAAUGAGAAUCAGGCAUUUAUUAAUCUAUUUUUAUCUGCAUCAGGAUAUGGUGACAAAAUAUAGAGGGUAUCAGCUCUGGCAUGGCAGGAUGUUGAAGCUCAUCUUAACAAUUAGUCUAUGUAUAAAACUUUUCUUGAUGAUAUAAUUAAAUUAAGUAACUGUGCGUUUAUUUUCUGAAGGAGGGAAUGAAAAGAUAGUAUAGCUAGUAAAACCCUCUUAGCAUGUGCUUACAGGAUUAUCAAGGCCUGGUUCCACAAAGAAUUAAGUACACCUUUAGCUUUGCAGGUAUCUCCCUUGAAGCCAGCAAUAUACAGCACGAGGAGUAAUCCUGUGCAUAAAUCUUUUCAGGCCCCAAUCCUACAGCCUCUGAAUCUCUGACCUUAACUCCAGUCACAUGCUCUGUCAGUGGCAAUAUCUGGUUUAUCCAGUUGUCUGAGGAUCAUUUCUCUGCAGCUGACAGAUCCGCACGGACAGCACACGGCAGCAAAGUCUCUCAGAGCAGGCAAUAACCUUGCUCUCUAGAGUUCAAACAGAAGAGGUGAAGGCAGAAGCAGUCAUCAUUGAUGCAUUAUUAGCAGAUUACAAGGGAAGGCUUGCAGCUACUGAAAACUGCCACGAACUAAGUUGAGUCAGAAAUAGUUAACAAAAUUCAGAUGUAUGCCAUGAUUAAGAGAACGGAGCGAUAUCCUACUUGAUUCCAUGUAUUAAAAACAGCUUUCCCACAAAUGAAAUUUAAGAUAUAACCUCCUAAAAAAGUUUGGUGACAAGCUUCUGCUGAUUCCAAGGAAUCAUACAUCUAGGGGGUUGGGUUUUUUAACUCCUCUGAACAUGUUUCACACACGUAUUUAUAUUAAUUUUUUCCUAUGCUUGCUGAUAGACUAAGGAGCUAUCCUGUUUUAUUUUCCUCAGCUUCUUUUACAGCACCUUCCAUUGCUGGGCAUUUAAAUUCUUCAGGCAAACAGUAUGAGAUACUUGCAAAGGCCAAUUCUAUAUGUUACUUCAAGAAAAAAUAACAUAUUAAAAUAUAUUGUAAUACAUGUGUGUUAUCUCAAGAGAAAUAACAUAUAGAGGUUUCUUUAGCUAACGAAGUGGAAAAAUGAUCUGCUUCUAAUGCAAAUUUGGGGCAUAGCUAAUUAUCAAAGUAAGAAACAGAACAAACACUAUUAAGAAAUGAAAAUGUGCAGUUAAUUAUUGAGGAUUUAUAUAUGUAGCUUUAAUACUGUAACUGGAGGAGAAAACGAAAUGGUACUAAAAGACGAAGAGCAAGUAAAGUUUGAUGAACAGUACAGGAGUUCCACAGUAUAACUACCAUUGCUGCAUAUAGAAACCAACUGCAAAAGCAGACACUCCCUCCCAGUCCAAUUUCGUUAGUGGAUAUAUUCAGCGUCAAAUACAAGAGCUUUUUUCUGGCGAAAUUCUUAUUGUUUGUACUUACAUGGGAAUUAAUUAUUUCACUGUAAGUAACAAACAUAUAUGAUAAACUGUCAUCAGCAUAAACUGGUCUUGCAAAAGCAUCUAGUCUUCAAGAGCUGGGGAUAUAAGCAAAUAUUCUGCUGCUGAAAGC
Cuculus canorus (common cuckoo) is the source of this 4330-nucleotide messenger RNA. RefSeq names its product inverted formin-2-like. NCBI's taxonomy places the organism in Eukaryota, Metazoa, Chordata, Aves, Cuculiformes, Cuculidae. The transcript is spliced from 12 exons. The record is from RefSeq and is a predicted model, not a curated record. Bases 1 to 1557 code for a protein of 518 amino acids.